CCUCCUCUCCUCCUCAUGGCCGGCGCCUUUUCCCUUCACCACAUUUAACGCCACCACCUCCCUCGAAACGGCAACUGCGUGACCUUCUGCCCUCCUCUCCUCUCUGCUCUGCCCCUCCACCACCACCUCCCUCCUCCCCCAGAGCUCACCAGACGCCACUAGCUCCGCCGGCAGAAGCGAGGCGCGGGGCCGCGCGCGCGAUGGGCAACUGCCAGGCGGCCGAGGCGGCGGAGGUCAUCAUCCAGCACCCCGGCGGCAAGGUGGAGCGCCUCUACUGGCCCACCCCGGCCGCCGAGGUCAUGAAGACCAACCCCGGCCACUACGUCGCGCUCGUCAUCCUCCGCCUCUCCCCCGACGACAAGGCGGCCGCGGGGGACGAGGCCGCGGCGGCGGCCGCCGUCGCAGGCGCCGGCGCCGCAGCGAAGAUCACCCGGGUCAAGCUCCUCAAGCCCAAGGACGUGCUCCACCUCGGCCAGGUCUACCGCCUCAUCACCGCGCAAGAGGUGACCAAGGCGCUGCGGGCGAGGAAGGACGACAAGAUGCGGCGGUGCGAGGCCAUCAAGCAGCAGCACGACCAGCUCCGGCGCGGCGACGGGGCGGAGCAGGGCGCCUCGGACAAGGACGCGAACGCGAACGCGAAGCAGCGGGUGGAGAAGGACCGGCACCGGGGCUCCGGCGGCGCGCAGCCGGCCGGUGGCGGCAGAGGCCGGCACUGGCGGCCGUCCCUGCAGAGCAUCUCCGAAGCCGCGGCGGGGCAGAGCAGCAGUAGCAUCUCUGAAUCCACUGCGAGCUAAUCGCCGGAUUAACAAUCCGCUUUUCUUCUCCUUUCUUUUGUUUUUCUUAGUAGUAUAAAAGUGCUUGGAGUUGGGACCUACCAGACCAGAAGAAAAAACCUGUAAAAAUCAGAGUACCAGAGCAGCAGCAGCAGCAAUAGGAACGAAGCUUGUUUCAUCUCUCGUGUACUGUAGUAAUUAUUGCCGUGGUGAAACUGUGAGUGCUUUCGA
This is a messenger RNA of Triticum urartu, 1004 nucleotides long. RefSeq lists its product as uncharacterized. The record is from RefSeq and is a predicted model, not a curated record. NCBI's taxonomy places the organism in Eukaryota, Viridiplantae, Streptophyta, Magnoliopsida, Poales, Poaceae.